Messenger RNA from Penicillium bovifimosum, 300 nucleotides. RefSeq lists its product as uncharacterized. The record is from RefSeq and is a predicted model, not a curated record. Bases 1 to 300 code for a protein of 99 amino acids. NCBI's taxonomy places the organism in Eukaryota, Fungi, Ascomycota, Eurotiomycetes, Eurotiales, Aspergillaceae. The transcript has 2 exons.
AUGCCGACGCAAUCAAUCGAAAGCUGGCAGCUCAGCUUACUGAGGAACGGCACGCUGGAAGAUAUUCAUACUGCUGGCCAGUCAUUCAUGAGCCAUCUUGAAACCCGAAUGAACGAAAACGAAACCAAGAUGGAUGAAAACGGAAAUGCGCAGAAUUUCAGUCAGUUGCCGGGAAUAGAUGUGACGGACGACUGGCUCGACACGGAAGCGUUCGAUAUGAUCAAUGACUCUGGGGCUUUUGCUGAGAUGCCGGCCACCAUGUUCCCGGUAUCUGACCACGACGGCGUGCCAAAGAUCUAA